This is a messenger RNA of Paramecium octaurelia, 1989 nucleotides long. The record is from the annotation of a GenBank genome assembly. NCBI's taxonomy places the organism in Eukaryota, Ciliophora, Oligohymenophorea, Peniculida, Parameciidae.
AUGGGCUGUACAUCUUCAAUAGAAUAAACUACUAUGAUCUCCAGUAAGCCUGGAAGACCUAAGAUCACAAAAUCAAUGUCAAAUAGCUCGAUUGUUUGCUAUAGGAACUCAAAAAUCAGGGAAAAUGUCACAAUCCUUAAUUAAGGGAAAUCAUAGCUUGAUUCUUAAUUCAUCACUCAAAUGUUGAAGAAACACUAUAUAUUUUAUUAAUUGAAUGAGGAGUCUAUCCAGAACAUUAUUAAACAUAUGUUCUAUUGUUUGAUCAAGCAAAAUCAUCCCUUGUACCAGAAUAUUAAUACUCCAUCUUGUAUGUUCCUAGUGGAUAAGGGCCAGCUGAAAACUUAGAACUUCACACUGUUCCAGCCAGGUUCCAUUGUAGGCGAGGACAAUUUGUUGUUGGGAUCCAUCAAAUUUAUUGAAGCCAAUGAAGACACUUAUAUGUGGGGUUUGGACAAAGUGCAAUUCAACAAGGCAAUCUAAGGGAUCAUCUCGCAAUCCUUUAUAACCAAUAGAGCAUUUCUAUAGCAAUAAUAUUUGUUCCAGUAUUUCAGCUAAAAUUAAUUAGAUGGAAUUGCUGCAAACAUAUUGCCAGUCCAAUAUCAAAAAAAUCAAGUGAUGUUCUCAGAUGAUGCCUUUGUAAUCAUCAAAGCUGGAGAGGCGUCCUUAUUUAAAGGCAAUCAAUUUUCAAAGAACCUUUCUCGGAGAGAUACCUAUGGUACCUUAUACAAACUCAAUAAACCUAAAAACAUCAAAGUCAGAGCUGUAGUAGAAACGCAAUGUCUUAUACUCACCUAACCCAAAUUAAUUGAGGUGAUUGGGUUCAAUAUACAGAAGCAAAUCUACCAGGCCAUAAUAAGACAUGUGUUGAUUGAAAUAGAAUUGCCUGGGUUGGAAAUUGAGAAGAUCUUGGAGAAAGAAUAAUAUAAACUGAAGAUUUACAAUAACGAACCUAUACGGUAAAGGUAGAUUCAUGAAGACUUAAACAUAAUCGUUGAUGGAUCGGUUGAUUGUGAAGGAGAAACCUUGAAAUUGGGAGAGUUCAUCUCAGAUUAAUUUGAUAAUUCCGUUUAUGUGGCUAACGGCACCAUUGCCAUCAUCCAAAAAGACUCUCUUUACAUAGAGGAUUACAUUAUAGAAGAGAGCUCGGAUGAGGAAUCAAUUAAGUGCAAACCCAGAUUCACAGAAUUACAGCAAUUGCAAAUCAUUAGAAGGAAUUCUAACAAUAUAAUCAACUUGGUUCAAUUCAAACAAUCCAAUUACAUUCUCAGAUAGAUCAAUAAAUAAUCUCAACAGAAAACCUAAUAGGAAAGAAAAAUGAAAUCACAAAAAAAAGUAUUCGAAACUCUAAAAUGUCCCCAUGUAUCUAAAUAUUAUCAAUUCUAUGAAGAUAAUGUCUCCUAUUACUUUUUAUUUCAAUUUAUUGAUGGAACUCUCCUAUCAGAGAGAAGAUUAAAAUUGCCUCAGAUUCAAUCAUCAAUACUCCAAAUGAUAUCCAUCCUAGAGGCCUGCUAUAAGAAUUCGAUUAUUUGUAGAUCCAUUAAAUUAGAUAACUUUUUGAUUGACUACUAAGGAAACGUCUCCUUGAUUAAUCUUCUGAAUGCUAAGUAAGCCUCCAGAACCUAUACAAUCAUUGGCUCUCCUCAUUACAUGGCUCCAGAAGUACUCGAAGGGAGAGGAUACGAUUGCAAUAGUGAUGUGUGGAGUUUAGGGGUCUGCUUAUACGAGUUGCUUUUUGAAUCAGUUCCCUAUGGCUAGGCAUUGGAUGAUCCAUACUAGAUUUACGAAGAAAUUCUAGGUUAGUCUGAUUUAGAGUUCCCAGAUAGUUAUUAAGAUGAAUAAGGCAAGAGUUUAAUAAGAUAAUUGAUUAACAAGAAUGUGUAUCAAAGAAUAGGUUCCAAUUUCGAUUAACUAAAAAAUCACAGUUGGUUCAGUUAGUUGGAUAUUUCUAACAUCUCUCCAAUUGAAUCACAAAUAGAAAUAAGAUGUUGA